Molecule: messenger RNA, 1693 nt
Organism: Juglans microcarpa x Juglans regia
Lineage: Eukaryota; Viridiplantae; Streptophyta; Magnoliopsida; Fagales; Juglandaceae
Product: cyclic nucleotide-gated ion channel 1-like
Exons: 7
Coding region: 100-1614 (504 amino acids)
Biological process (GO): monoatomic ion transport; transmembrane transport
Cellular component (GO): membrane
Molecular function (GO): monoatomic ion channel activity
Source: RefSeq, a predicted model, not a curated record
AUAUAUAUAUAGAGAGAGAGAGAGAGAGAGAGAGAGCGCUACCCUUCUAUAUUACUUUGCACCUGCAUCUGCACACUUCUAAAUCCAACUUCCUGCUGCAUGCGCGUUGCUUUGUUCCGCGAUCGACCGAAUCUAUCAGCCUAUCAGAAUUCUGAUCUUUCUGGUACUAUACGAAGUUCGUGGUUUAUUUUGUAUAUUGUAUUAUUGAUAAGCAUUUCCAUGAGUUUCCGCGGGCGCCCGCGUCGGCAAGACAGCCGGGGGAGGGAUGAGGAUGUUGAGAGGCAAGCCCUCAACAAUGAUGGAGUUGAUUCGAAAGAAAAGAAAACAACAACAAAGACAUUUCUUGACCCAGAGGGGCAGUUCCUUCGAAUCUGGAGGAUGAUUUUUGUAGUGUCGUGUAUGAUGGCAGUAUCGGUGGACCCUUUAUUUUUCUACCUGCCCUUGAUCAAUGAAAAAAAAAAAUGCUUUGUGUUAGACGAGAGAUUAAGGGUCGUAGCUAUUUGUCUGCGAACGGCCACCGAUUUGAUUUAUGUCGUGAAUAUCGUCUUGCAAUUUCUUUGCCCUUAUGUAGAUGAGGCCGCUCGUAAACUUGGACGAAUUAAAGUAGUUACAGAUUCUUGGCCUAUAGCAAAGAGGUAUUUCUUGUCGCGGUACUUCCCCAUUGACAUUCUCGCCAUUCUUCCCCUCCCACAGGUGUUAAUUCCAAUAAUUUUUUCAGAAAUCAGAGGCUCCGAAUCUUUGCACAAAAGAAAGCUUCUUAUUACUUUUCUUCUCUACCAAUAUGUGCCAAGACUUAUCCGAAUCUCUAUGUUCAUCCGGACUGCGAACAAACAUUCUCGAGUUGUGCGGGUUAAAGCUGCAUUAAAUCUCUUUCUGUACAUCAUGGCCAGUCACGUACUCGGUGCCAUCUGGUAUUUCUUUUCUAUCGAACGAGAGACGAUUUGUUGGCACUCUGCCUGUGAGAAAAAUGAUACCGCAUGUACUCCGAAUUCUUUUAGCUGUCUUGAUCAUGUUCACAGUUCGGGAAAUUACACAUUUAUGAAUGAUUAUUGCCCUGUGGAAACAAAGGAUGGUACAAUGCCCUUUGAUUUUGGGAUCUAUCAUGACGCCAUUAAAUCUGGUAUUGUAGCAUCCAGAAAUUUUCCGAAAAAGAUUUUGUAUUGUUCUUGGUGGGGCUUGCGAAAUUUGAGUUCUUUUGGUCAAAACCUUCAAACAAGUACCAAUUUCUGGGAGAACAGCUUUGCAAUUUUUAUUUCCAUCUUCGGCUUGCUAUUGUUUUUAUAUUUCAUUGGCAAUGUGCAGACAUAUAUGCAGUUGACAACUGAAAGAAGAGAGGAGAUUAUACAAAAGAUGAAAAGUAAAGAACGAGACAUAGAGUUGUGGAUAUCCAGAAAUGGGCUGAAUGAUAACCUAAAACGGGAAAUCAUGGCCAAUAUACAACGGGUAUUAGACCACAAUAUAGAUGUUGAUGCAAAGAAUCCACUUCCUCGUCUUCCCAAAGAACUUACAAGGGAGAUCAAGUGCCAUCUUUGCUUGCCCUUGCUUAAGAAAGUGAGUCCUCCUUUUUUCAUCUAUUCUUCGAGUUCCUGUUCCUGGAAAGAACAGCACUACUAAUUAAAAGAAGUUACAAUUCAAAAUCUUAUUAUUUGCUUGCAAAGAAAUUAUAAAUGUGAAAAAGCUAAAAAAAAAAAUG